Messenger RNA from Pterocles gutturalis (yellow-throated sandgrouse), 2201 nucleotides. RefSeq names its product nuclear receptor subfamily 1, group H, member 3 (gene NR1H3). Gene Ontology annotation, biological process: lipid metabolic process; cell differentiation; negative regulation of transcription by RNA polymerase II. Gene Ontology annotation, molecular function: nuclear receptor activity; zinc ion binding; RNA polymerase II cis-regulatory region sequence-specific DNA binding. The transcript has 8 exons. The record is from RefSeq and is a predicted model, not a curated record. Bases 138 to 1367 code for a protein of 409 amino acids. NCBI's taxonomy places the organism in Eukaryota, Metazoa, Chordata, Aves, Pterocliformes, Pteroclidae.
CCACAGGUACUUCCUUUCUGAGUUUCAGUAGCAGAGAGAAACUAAAGACCUUGAAAGAAAGACGCCUGCAGCUCCUUGCUCGGCAGUAACAAUGCUGCAGCGAUGAGAUUACAGUGAGCCUUUCCUGUGUGACCUCCAUGGGUCCCACUCAACUCAGCACACAGGAUCAUGGGAAGAGGGUGGCAAGUGUAUUUGAGAUGGAGGAGGAAGGGCUUUCUCUCUUCCCUGGCUCAGAGAACCCCCCUGAGCAAGCAGAAAAUCCCCCCUUGAAGAGGAAGAAGGGCCCAGCCCCUAAGAUGCUGGGAAAUGAAGUGUGCAGCGUGUGCGGGGACAAGGCCUCCGGCUUCCACUACAACGUGCUGAGCUGCGAAGGCUGCAAGGGCUUCUUCCGCCGCAGCGUCAUCAAAGGUGCACAGUAUGUCUGCAAGAAUGGUGGCAAGUGUGAGAUGGACAUGUACAUGCGUCGCAAGUGCCAGGAGUGCCGGCUGCGCAAGUGCCAGGAGGCGGGCAUGCGGGAGCAGUAUGUUCUGUCUGAAGAGCAGAUCCGACUGAAGAAACUGAAGAAGCAGGAAGACGAUCAGACUCGAACAGUGGUGGUGCAUCCAAACCCUCCGAAUCCGCCAAGCCCUUCCCAAAAGCUGACGCCUGAACAGUUGAACAUGAUAAAAAAGCUUGUGGCGGCUCAGCAGCAGUGCAACCAGCGCUCCUUCACAGACAGGCUCAAAGUGACGCCAUGGCCCCAGGUUCCUGACCCUAAUAACCGUGAAGCAAGGCAGCAGCGUUUUGCUCACUUUACAGAACUUGCAAUUAUCUCUGUGCAAGAGAUUGUGGACUUUGCCAAGCAAUUACCUGGCUUCCUAGAGCUCACCAGGGAAGAUCAGAUUGCUUUAUUGAAGACAUCUACCAUAGAGGUGAUGUUGUUGGAGACGUCUCGGCGCUACAAUCCAGAGAUUGAGAGCAUCACCUUUCUUAAGGAUUUGAGCUAUAAUCGGGAUGACUUCGCCAAAGCAGGUCUGCAGUUUGAGUUCAUUAACCCCAUCUUUGAGUUCUCAAAGGGAAUGAAUGAGCUACAGCUCAACGAUGCUGAAUAUGCACUUUUAAUCGCCAUCAAUAUUUUCUCUGCAGACCGACCGAAUGUGCAGGACCAGUCCCUGGUGGAGAGGCUGCAGCACACCUAUGUGGAAGCCCUUCAUUCUUACAUUUGCAUCAAUAGACCAAAUGACCGCCUGAUGUUUCCACGGAUGUUAAUGAAGCUGGUCAGUCUUCGGACACUAAGUAGUGUCCACUCCGAACAGGUGUUUGCCCUUCGGCUGCAAGACAAGAAACUCCCUCCCCUGCUCUCAGAAAUCUGGGAUGUGCAUGAGUGACCGCAUGCUCCCAGGGCACUGAUGUGUCGACAUAACGCCAUCUCCCAGCCUUUGCUAACGAGAAGCCAGCCUCCCCCCUCCAAAGCACCGAACCCUGGGCUAGGCAGUGCAGGGAGUGAUGAGCCUGGGGUUUUGCUGCUGUCAUGAGACAGUGCAGGAGGCAGCUGGGAUAGAUCAGAUAGGGGGGGGCUGGUUUCGAUGUAGUGCCCAUACCCCGAAGGAAUAACAUGAAACAUCAGAAAAUGGUAGAAAUGAAGACCUUCCCCACACACACAUACACCUCUUUCUUCAGAAUCUUUCUCUUCUCUAAGCAUGUCCUGAGGGUUUGCCCAUUGAUCCUCUCCUCUCUUGAUGAUUAUGAAAAUGAAUUUACAGGAACUUGCCAAACCCUCUCUGUUGAGAGUAACCCAGCUCAAAAGGCUUCUGCAGGGUCCCCAGUGUACCUGGAUCUGAGGAGCUCAGGGAAGUCAAUGUGGAUGUUCUGGGGAUUUCACUGGGUUUCCUACAAAUAAAAUCUCUUGUGCGUGCUGCCCUAUAAGAUGAUUCCGAGAGAAGUAGCUGUUAUUUCUUUAUUAUGAGACUUUAUCUCUAGAGCUGCCCUUUCAUUCUGGCCCUCCUUUGGAGAAAGGAUCCCUCUAAUGCAUUAGUGCCCUUUGUCUAACAGGGAGGUUCUCUGGGUAGGGAACAUUUGUACAUCAGAAGGAUGUCAGGCAUAAAUUAGUGGAUUAUUUUUAAUGUAAUACAUCAUGGUUUUGUCUCAUGGUGGUUCUCAGCCAGUUCACUUAACCUUUGAUUUGCUAACAGCUGGAAAAACAAAUCAGGGCAUAGAUUUUU